GAUGGUCAUAAGCGGAUACGAGUAAUGUUUGUAGAGGUCGCUGCAUACUCACGUGAUGUACGAAUCAUCAAAACAACAUGGCGACUACAGAGCUGUCGUUUCUCUCCCAGGUCUUCCUCUCGUUAUGCAUAACGUAUGUGUGUAUUGCCACACAUGUCCAUCAGUUCGAGGUUGAUCUUAGACAUCUAACGCAGUCCGUGGAAUAUAAGAAGGCCAUCAGGAGCAGACGAGACCUCGCAGAUGCCGCGUGCCAAAGACAGGAGUCUAGCUUUUUGCAGGAAGUCAAUUCAGGAAAAGUUAAAUUAGAACAGAAGCAUUCGUUUGGAAACGAGUCUUACUACAGCCUAGCCUUAGCCUGGUGUGGAAACAAUGGGGAUUUACUGGUAGUAAUAACUCAAGAGGGUAAUGGCAUCGUUAGUCCAUCCAAGAUAUUUCAAAGCCCUAACUAUGGUGCCAAGUUUGAUGAUGUGACCAACAGGUUAGGAGGUGUUCCUAGGAUUCUACGACAUAACGGGGUGUUUAGAAACCCUCACAACACCAGGAAGGUGUAUUUAGUGGAUGUGGGUGACAAGUAUGGCUCCUCCCUCUACGUCACAGAGGAUGGGGGGGACACAUUUUUUAAAUUUGCGCUUCCUUUCCAACUGACGGGAGACAUUACCUUUUAUCCAAGGAAAGAGCACGAAGACUACCUAUUAGCUUCUUCAGCCAUACUUAGUACAAAGAUCAGCGGGGAUCACCUAAUGACUCUGUAUGCCAGCUUUAACAAUGGCAGAACAUGGAAGAAGGUGGAUUCCUAUAUACAGAACUAUAAAUGGGGCACAGAAGAAGAUGAUCCACAGACAGUCUACGCCACGAUCGACCUCGAGAAGACCCACCCCUUCCUGGCUUCCUUUGUCUCAGUUCAUUACGUUCUCCAGAAAUAUGUCUAUAAAAAGGAUGGGGCAUUAGUUAAACGGACCAAGAUUCUGGAACAUGUUGUGUCGUUUGGUCAUCAGGACAAGUUCCUCUACGCCUCAGUGUACUCGGAGCAAGUAAGAGGAAAUCGUUUGAUGAAGAUUUCAGCCGAUCUUGGUAAAUCUUGGAAUACAGCCCAGCUACCAACGAUCACUGGAGAUAGGUUUUACUCGGUGCUUGAUAUGAAUGAGAAGUUGGUGUUUAUGCAUGUAGAUAACCCUGGAGAUACCGGUCACGGCACACUCUACACGUCCGGCGUGUGGGGACUCGUGUACUCAGAGUCUCUCCAGAAACACCUGUACCCUAACUACGGGGAGGUGACCGACUUCUACCGCGUUGAGUCAAUGCGGGGCGUCUACAUCACUAGUCAGAUGUCCGAGGACGACAGCAUUCAUAGCAUGAUAACCUACAACCGGGGCGCCACGUGGCAGCCUCUCCCGCGACCCCAGGGUGCCAUGUGUAAGGACGAGAAAAAGCCCUGCCAUCUACAAAUCCAUGGUACCUACAGUAUACAGAGGGGUGUGUCUGCCAGCCUUCCCCUCAGCUCCAAGUCUGCUCCAGGGAUAGUCCUCGUCCAUGGUCACGUGGCGGAUGCUUUACAGACAACCCAGCCUGAUGUGUACGUCACAAGUGAUGGAGGAUACAGCUGGGCAAAGGCACUAGACGGUCCCCACAUGUACCAGAUAGCUGACAGUGGGGCUCUAUUAGUGGCCAUCUCUACGUCAGACCCCCAGCCGACGGUCAUUAAGUUCUCUGUGGAUGAGGGGCGAUGCUGGCACGAGUACAAAUUUAUACAGAACGCCUCAGAGGCCAUCAUACUUACUGGUCUACUGACUGAGCCUGAGAACCGAGCCAUGGUGGUGGGGGUGUGGGGGUACCACCCCACAAACAAGACCUGGACCGUGUUUGCCAUAGACUUUGCUAAGGCCAUUCCAAGGAAAUGUGGCCGUGAUGACUAUGAGGUGUGGAAGCCUCACUUUGAGCUGAGGAAGGCGGAGCAGGCGGGCGUUGGGGGCUGUCUCCUGGGGCUCAGGGAGGAGUUCAUGCGAAUCAAGAAGGACAACUGGUGCACCAACGGAUAUAACUAUACUAUAGAAAAGAAAGCCACUGAGUGCAUCUGUACCCGAGAAGAUUACGAAUGUGAUUAUGGUUUCCUGAGGGAGACUGGCUCUGAUAUAUGUAAGGAAGACCGGGCGUUCAGGAAGCCCCAGAUUGACAUUUGUCUGCGGGGUCACGAAGAGCAGAUAGUGACAGAGGGGUACAGGAAGAUCCCAGGGGACAAGUGUAAGGGAGGGUUCUCCCCCACCGGGCGGCAGAUUGAUAUGACCAUACAGUGCUCUGAAAACUCCAAAGAGCUUGUGAUAGAAGAAGUCUCGUUUCAGGAGACAAAAUCGAAGUCCAAUGGUAGCGUGGUGGCAGCAGUGCUGAUCAUUGUGGUGUUGUUAGUGGUGGUGAUGGGGGUGUUCUUGGUCCACAAGUUUAUCGUACUCAGGAGGCAUCGUGUAGUAUACAGAUAUUCUCUGCUGAAUCAGAAUGAUGCCGAUCGAUACGAUAAUGAGUUUGAGACGGCCAUAUCAGCGGCGUCUGGGACAGUCUACCACGAUUCUGACGAUGAUGAAGAACUGAACUCUCCAGCUGUGAAGAAAGACAAAAGAAGCUAUGGAUUAACGAAUGGAAUAAAGAAGGAGUCCCAUGGUACCCACGUAAAGUCUUAUCACGAUGACUCUGACGUGGACAUGCUGGAAUAGAUACAGAAGGAAAGAGAGAUCUGCGUCAACAUUCCUCAAUGACUUUCAAACUCAGGCCCAGGGGUUUCAAUGGAUAUAAAUUUUAUAUAUUCUGUAAACCUGUGUUAAAAUAUCAGACAGAGACCAAAAAAAAAGGAACAUGGAAACUAUAAAAAAAUUAUUUCCUGUCUUAACUGUUGCCUCGGAGACCAAGGAAAUGGAAUUCUGUUUCUUGGACAACAUUGUUUCCCAAAGAAUUACCAAAGUGGAUUCUCGGCAGAGUGAUAGACUCACCUGUAAUUUUGUCAACUAUCUGUGAUGUAGCAGGGAUCUCUACAAGUCUGGGCCAUCAAAGAUUUUCUUGUUCAUCUUUAGUUAUGUCUUGGUUUAAACAUUUGCAGAUGACUUUUCAAGUUAUCUCAAUCUUGAGGGCAAUCAGUUUGUUGGAUGUCCAUGGGUGUAAACAAUUUUAUUUAUAAGAAGUGCUAACCAGGAUUACUGUAAACCAACUUUUAAAGCGUGCGAGAAAUUUUCGCGAGGUUAGAGAGAGCCUUGUCGUCAUGAAUAUUUUUCACCGCGAACCAAUUCUUUGUCUAUAGUUUUAAUAACAAUACAGGUUUGGAUAAGGCUUGGUCGCGAACAUUAGUCAUCGCGAACCAGUUUAUGGGCAGUUAAUUGCGAAAUAAAGUCGCCGCAAAUAAAAAUUGGUUCACAGUAUAUGUUUGAUGGGAACUGUGGUCUCAUCCUUAUUUGUUGAAGAUUGAAUUUUUGUGGAUUUGAAAGAUGAGAUUUAUUGGUAGGAGUAUUGUCCAUACGCUUGUACCUACGUCUCCUUAAAAUGUUACUCAAUCCAUGAAAAUUAAUACCCACGGAUAUUAAUGAAACCACAUUAUUAAUACAUUUUUUCUUCUUUUGUGAUACAGUUGCUUUGAUUUAUGGGUUUCAGAUGGGGAUUUGUGUGUUGGAUAUGUCUUUAAUUUAUUCUGUUUGAGGUUAUGGAGGUUUCUUUUUAUAUUUACAUGUUAUAGAUUGCACAGGUGGUUGUUUUUUAUUUUCUGUAUCAUUAAUGUACUGGAUAUAAUAGUAGAUUACUUAGUGCACCACAUUUAUUGAGCAAUAAUAAGGGAACUUUAUUUUACGUAUGUUAUAUGUAAGGUUUCUGCUUCUUUGAGAACACUUGUAAUCAGAGUAUAGUUAUGUACAAUGUAAUACAGUGUAAUCCAUGUAUACUUACACACAGUGACACCUGUCUUGUACUAUGUGUAAUCUGGUCCCUGAAUAAUAUUACACCUGUGUGAAUAGAACACCUGUAUUGUAUUACUUAUCUCUAAAACUCUACAUUCCAUUAACUGCUCAAUCAUUGAUCACUCCCCUGUACAUUGAAUGUAGCAGUAUAGAGGUAUCAUUGUGAUCACUCCCCUGUACACUAAAUGUAGCAGUAAAGAGGGUCCCAGUCAUUUGUAUUAAGGUGAUCACUCCCCAUUACAUUGUUUGUAGGAGUGUGGAGGAUUUAGGUCACUGGUAAUCUUGUGUAGCCAUCUAAUUACUCUGUUGCUGGGGUUUGUGGUUCUGUGUUUAAUGUGGGAUCUCCUUGUUUACAUAUCUUGUUUUGUUUCUAGUUAUUUAUGUGCGUUUAAAUAUAUAUUUGUUUGCCCAGAGAUUGAUGACAAUACUGCAGUGGCGUGAUGUUUUGAUGUAAUUCAUUCCUGUUAUAUUACAUAUACCUAAUAAGAAGCAUAGCCAUUUUUUGUCCAUGGCCUGUUAUCAGUACUGGUACAUUGUCAUAGUUUAUUGGUACAGAGUAUUUUGUUUCAUGAAAUCCACUGAGACUGAAUCUGUCAGAUGAAGCUUUCACAUUAGUCAUUCAAUAUGACUUCUAACUUGACCAAAUUUGACUUUGUUUAUUGUCACUUGAUGAUUGUACUCAAUGUAGCUAAAUGUGUAUUUCUAUUUUUUUUUCUUUUAUACUGUUUCCAGAGAGAAAAUUGAUUAGAAUAGUUUAUAUUGAUAAUAAGAAAUUAAGAAUAAGAUUUUUAAUGUGUUAUUAACAAAAGAAUGCAAUUUUGUUUUUGCUAAAAAUAUUUUGCCAUCUUAAAUGUAUCCAAAUGGUUAAUUGGCAAUAAGCUAAUCUGGGAAUUUGUAAUGUUACUUUAUUUUUAUAAUUCAAAUUAUUUUGUUUUGUGAUUUUUCAUUUUUUGUAACUUACUUCAUUGGAAGUUUAACUAUGCAUAAUCUAUUCAGUCUUAAAUAUGUACAGAACAGUUAUGUACAGUGACGUUUGCAUGAUUGUGUGAAGAUUAAGAGGGCUGGGUGGCGGCCAUUUUUCAGACUUUAUUAUCUCCUUGAAAAGAAGAGCUUUAUAUAAAGAUGUAGGACAAUUCUCAAAUCUUAACAUCAUAUAAAUAGUGCCUGUUUUAGAGGGUAACAGUUGAAAUUGACACCCCGAAGAAACCAUUGUCAACCAACGUGAAGCGGAGGUUGACAACGGUUUUCGAGGGGUGUGAAUUUCAACAGUUACCUCCCAAACAGAAUCUAUUUAUUUUAUUAUACUGAAUGUCUUAAUUUUAAAGAACAUUUUACUGCUUUUAUACAAAAAUGAAGUGAAUUCUGUGGCGAACCGUAAGCGCAUAAUUUACUCGCAUUUAACAAUUCGUUGUGUUACCCGUUGCCAAGUGUGUUGCUAAUGCUGAGGGUAAUAGAAUGGAUUAUCAACUGCGUCUAAACCAAUCAGAUUUCAGUAUUUAACAUGAAAGUAUAAUAAAAGAUAUUUACAACUUGUCUUUACUUAAUACUUAUUAAUAUCAGCCAAAAAAUCACAGAUGAUAAUUUAAAUUAGAUCUGAUGAGUAGUUUGUAGAUGGCCAGCCUCUUUAAGAGAUCAAAGAAUUUUUAUGUGUGUGAAUAGAGAAUAUUUGUAUGUAUUUAUUUUUUAUUAUUUAUUUUCCUUUUAUUUUUGGUUACCAGGUAUAUUUUUCUGAAAUAGUUUUCUUCGACAUCAGUAUAUGGAUUAUAUUCCGACCCAAGAAUUGUACGUGUUCUUAGCAUCUGGGGCCAGUAGUCUUCUUUGAAUGUUUCCGUCUGACUCUGGCAUGAAACAAAAUUUUUAUUUGGAAUUUUGAAUCUUGUAAAUUAUAUGGGUCUUUCAUUGUUUAUCUCUGAGUAGAACAUACCGAGUAUUUGUGCUCUGAACAAGACAAGAAGAUUUAGUUUGGUUUUGAUUUGAAAUAAGAGAGAGAGGGGAGAAAGAAAUAGAGAAAUAGCACUGAUACAAAGAAAUCCAAGUUGUAUAAAUUCUCUCUAUUUACAAUGUUAUAAUGACCAUGCUGUUUAUUUUCUCAUUAUUUACUUGUUAAAUAAUAAAACAUGACCAAACC
Molecule: messenger RNA, 6054 nt
Organism: Magallana angulata
Lineage: Eukaryota; Metazoa; Mollusca; Bivalvia; Ostreida; Ostreidae
Product: sortilin-like
Exons: 23
Coding region: 78-2702 (874 amino acids)
Biological process (GO): endocytosis; Golgi to endosome transport; vesicle organization
Cellular component (GO): membrane; Golgi apparatus
Molecular function (GO): protein binding
Source: RefSeq, a predicted model, not a curated record